AUUUAACGCCGAGAAAAACCCAACGAUGGGGGCGGGAAGAAUGAGUCGAAUUGGAUGCGAUCGGGUGGCAUAGCUCAGCCUCUCAGGAGUGGUCGCUCUGUACAAUUUACUUUUACUCAUAUUCAACAUAUUUUUUUAUCUGCAACCUGAAUGUGUUCUAUGUCAUAUAUUGGUAAUUGUUACUAUACGAUCAGUCAAUAUAGACAAUGAUAGGACUUCCAUGUAAGAAAUUAUAGAUUAGACAGUUACAACUUGAGAAAUCUACAAUAUUAGGUCCAUUAUUAGAGCAGUACUAAUAACAAAGUAGUCCAUAACUCUACUGAUCUGCAGUAUCUUCAGUGGAUAGCUUUCUAAGAAUAGAUUCACGUUCUUGACGUUAGUUUUUGCUUCAGCUUCGUUAGACAUGAAUGUUCCAACGUUUCGGACAACAGUUUUGAUUUCGGUGUUGUGUGACAGUUUUUCGAGUCCCAGAUAUUCUAGAACGGUAGGACUAUUAACGUCACAUGCGAGUUCGUGCUUUCAUAUGUACAUUAAAUCCUUCUUGUUUAUCAUUAAUGUCCUCAAGUAUGUAAAGACUUAUUUCUUUUCCGAAGCUUCGCAUCAAACGUGAAUUUAUUAUUGUCCGUUUUAUCGUAUUUCGAGUUCUUCCAUUUUCCCUGCAACUGUAGAGGCUUAGUGCUAUGGAAGCUGUUGCUUCACUGUGAGUCUUUACCUGCAUUUAUUCCUGCAUAUGGGACAGAACGGCUGGGUCACUGGCGAAGUCCAGACUUUCCAGACAUGUCCCAAAUGUUUAUCUAUCUUGUAGUUCUGAGGUAUGAAGGUCUUCAAUGUCCAGAACACAAGGAGAAGAAUGGGAGAAUAUGAGAGUAUGAAGUCUUAUACGUUAACAGUCUUCACCUGGAACACUUUUUGAGUCUCGUAUAACAGUGUCGACUGCCUCGAAUGCCCCAUAGCGUCGAAGAGACCCCAUAAGGUCCUCCUGUCAUAGCUCUCGGGUGCAUUUCUAUAAUUAAUGAAUUUAUGCAAAAACAUGGGUUCCAUUCAAGCGAUUGUUCAGCAAUGAUCCUCACAAAGUCUACCUUACGCUACUGUAUGCUACCCUAGUAUACAAAGUAUAUUCUGGUUAGACGCGAACCUCCACAAGGUUGAAAUAUGAUACUGGCUUUGGUUCUCAAUUGUUUAUUACCUCUGUCGUUCGGUUUCGUAACCAGACACUUUCCGUGGUCAACCAUCAAGAAUCCGGAGUUCACAUAUGAAACAAGAUACUUUUGGACCAGGAUUGAUCACUUUUCUUUCGUAAAUGAUGACAAGUUCUUUAUCAAGUAUCUAAUUAACAACGAAUCGUUCACUCCGGGUGGCCCGAUAUUUUUUUACACAGGAAAUGAAGGUGCCAUAGAAACAUUUGCAGAGAACUCAGGGUUUAUCUGGAAGCUUUCUCAAGAACUUAAUGCUUCUGUUGUUUUUGCCGAACAUCGGUAUUACGGAACCUCUCUCCCAUUCGGGAAUAAUUCUUUCAAAGACCGUCAGCACUUUGGUUACCUAACUGCAGAACAAGCGUUGGCUGAUUAUGUACUUCUAAUUAAUCAACUAAAAGCUAAUUAUUCGUGCUUUGCUUCAUCACCUGUAAUCGCUUUCGGAGGAUCCUAUGGCGGCAUGCUCUCGGCUUGGAUCAGACAAAAGUACCCUAAUCAAAUUGCCGGUGCUGUAGCUUCUUCUGCACCAGUAUGGCUGUUUCCCGGAUUAUCUGACUGCAAUGGUUUCAGUAUGACAGCAACAAAUAGCUUUUUGAAAUAUGGUGGCGAGAACUGUGUGAAGAAUAUACAACUUUCUUGGAGUAAUAUUGUAGACAUAGGUCAAAGUAUUGAUGGGAAAGAAUUAUUAACCCACAUGUUUAACGUCUGUACGCCUUUAACUGAUGUUCAAAAUAUCAUAGACUACUUAUCCGAUUUUUUGGGAACAAUAUCUAUGGUCAAUUAUCCUUACCCAGCCAACUUUCUGCUUGCUUUACCUGAAUGGCCAGUCAAGUAUUUGUGUACCAAUUUAUCUGCAUACGACCCUCAACAACCUGUGGUAACCAGAAUAUCUUUAUUAGCCAAGGCUAUACUAUCACUGACAAAUUAUACUGGGAAUCAAACGUGUUUAGACAUUUCAACGAGUUCGCCAAAUCUGGACACUACUGGAUGGGAUCUACAAACUUGCAUGGAGAUGACAACACCUAUGUGUGCAUCAGGGCCGGUAAACAUCAUGCCUCCAUUAAAUUGGGAUCUUAAGUCUUUCUCAAUCUCUUGUCAAAAUCGAUUUGGUGUAAGUCCACGCGUUGAAUGGCCAAAAGUUGAAUUUUGGAGUAAAUCAGUACAUACUAUUACCAACAUAAUUUUCAGCAAUGGUGAAAUUGAUCCAUGGUCAGCAUUAUCAAUUACAAAUAAUAGUUAUGUCCCAUUUGCUACAGUCAUUAAUAUCUCUGAUGCUGCUCAUCAUUUAGAUUUGAGAACUCCUAACCCGGCUGAUCCUCAAAGUGUGAUUAAAGCAAGAGAAAUUGAAAAAAAGAAAAUAAUCCAAUGGAUAAAAGAAUGGAAACUUGAAUACAAAUUAUUGAAAUUUUUCAAUAGCAUCAGAUCAUUCAUCUCUUUACUAGAUUACCUUGGCUAAUGUUUAAAGAGAUAUUUUGUAUUUUUUUGUUGUUGCAAUUUUCAUGAUAAUAAUCCUAAUUUAAACUGACAUUAUAAUUUAUAAUCAGAUUUUUUACAUCUUGAAAAGUAGUUUUUCAUGAUUGAUAUAAUUUACUC
This is a messenger RNA of Schistosoma intercalatum, 2786 nucleotides long. The record is from the annotation of a GenBank genome assembly. NCBI's taxonomy places the organism in Eukaryota, Metazoa, Platyhelminthes, Trematoda, Strigeidida, Schistosomatidae.